Messenger RNA from Toxotes jaculatrix (banded archerfish), 6935 nucleotides. It is a transcript of the gene otud7b, whose product is annotated as OTU deubiquitinase 7B. Gene Ontology annotation, molecular function: cysteine-type deubiquitinase activity; zinc ion binding; DNA binding. The record is from RefSeq and is a predicted model, not a curated record. The coding region runs from base 341 to 3124 and encodes 927 amino acids. NCBI's taxonomy places the organism in Eukaryota, Metazoa, Chordata, Actinopteri, Toxotidae. Gene Ontology annotation, biological process: protein K63-linked deubiquitination; protein deubiquitination involved in ubiquitin-dependent protein catabolic process; protein K11-linked deubiquitination. The transcript has 12 exons. Gene Ontology annotation, cellular component: nucleus; cytoplasm.
AGUGGUGGAGAAAUUACUUUGUCGGUUGUGGUCCGGUUUGGGAUUUUACGCUUAGUACCACCUAUAGAGAUGCUAAAAAGUUAGGAAUUGUUGGUCUUGGAAUCGUACAUGUUAUUUACAAGUUGAUGCUUGCUGGAAAACUUAAUGGGACGACGAAAACAACAUCUGCGCGGCCGUUCAAGGUGUGGCUGGUAGAGAAGCUCGAGGCAGACGAUUGCUCCCCCCCCCACCCCUUCCCUUCCCUUACUGCCCUGUCGGGAGUGCGGGUACCGUGUUUGUUUUUUUGUUUUUUGUUUUUUCUGCCUGGAAGCAACCCGCCAACUUGUGAAUUCAUGAUCACAUGACCGUGGAUAUGGACGCAGUCCUGUCCGACUUUGUCCGUUCCACUGGAGCUGAACCGGGAUUGGCCAGAGAUCUGCUGGAGGGCAAGAACUGGGAUUUCACUGCUGCCCUCAGUGACUUUGAGCAGCUUCGACAGGUGCAUGCUGGGAACCUGACGUAUUCAUUCACAGAGGAGAGGACGUAUCUGCCUCCCGAAAAGGAGAUGGCCAGAGUAGGACGGCCUAUACUCCACCGACAAGAUGAGGUGGUGCAAGCCACAGAGAAGCGCCUGUCCAGGGGUAUUUCCCACGCCAGCUCAACCAUUGUGUCCUUGGCCCGCUCUCACGUCUCGAGCACUGGUGGUACCAGCAGUGAGCCACUUCUGGACACGCCACUGUGCACUUUCCAACUACCAGACCUCACCGUGUACCAGGACGACUUCCGUGGUUUCAUCGAGAGGGAUCUCAUUGAGCAGUCGAUGAUGGUGGCCUUGGAGCAUGCUGGACGACUAAAUUGGUGGACAAAGGUAGUUCCAAACUGUCAGAGUCUGCUGCCUCUGGCAACAAGCGGAGAUGGAAAUUGCCUGUUACACGCAGCCUCGCUUGGUAUGUGGGGCUUUCAUGACCGGGACUUGAUGCUGCGCAAGUCCCUGUAUGCGCUGAUGGAUCAUGGGUUGGAGAGAGAGGCGCUGAAGCGCAGGUGGAGGUGGCAGCAGACCCAGCAGAACAAAGAGUCCGGUCUGGUGUACACUGAGGAGGAGUGGCAGAAAGAGUGGAAUGAACUAUUGAAGCUAGCCUCCAGUGAGCCGAGAAUACACUACAGCACCAACGGCACCAACGGGGCGGAGUCCUCAGAUGAACCAGUUUAUGAGAGUUUAGAGGAGUUUCACGUCUUUGUCCUGGCUCAUGUCCUCAGAAGGCCCAUAGUGGUGGUGGCUGACACCAUGCUGAGGGACUCCGGAGGGGAGGCUUUUGCUCCAAUCCCAUUCGGAGGCAUAUACCUACCGCUGGAAGUGCCAGCUGCCAAGUGCCAUCGCUCACCCCUGGUCCUGGCAUAUGACCAAGCACACUUUUCUGCUCUGGUCUCUAUGGAACAGAAGGACAGCUCCAAAGAGCAAGUUGUGAUCCCUCUCACGGACUCCGAGCACAAAAUGCUGCCUCUUCACUUUGCUGUGGAUCCUGGAAAAGACUGGGAGUGGGGCAAGGAUGACACAGACAACGUGAUGCUGGCGAGUGUGGCUCUUUCUUUGGAGGCCAAGCUCCAGAUGUUACACAGCUACAUGACGGUCACCUGGCUUCCCCUGCCCUGUGAGCAAGCCCCUCUGGCCCAGCCCGAGUCUCCCACAGCGUCAGCAGGAGAGGAUGCCCGAACGCCUCCUGACUCAGGAGAGUCGGACAAGGAGUCAGUGAGCAGCAGCUCCAAUGGCAAUGGCGACACAACCACAGGAUCCACGGUCAAUGGAGGGGGGUCAUUGGCCAAGAACAGCUCCUCUUCCUCAUCUAGUUCCUCUAGCAGUGCUUCAGCAGGGGCAGGGACAGGAACAGCGGGGAAGGAAAAAACCAAGAAGGAGAAGGACAAGGAUAAAGACAAGAAGAGGGCAGACUCUGUGGCCAACAAGCUUGGCAGUUUUGGCAAGAGCCUGGGUAGCAAGCUGAAGAAAAACGUGGGUGGACUGAUGACAGGGAAGAACGCUGGAGCUGGAGGUGCCAAGCAGGAGGGUGGGGAGAAGAAAAAGGGCUCAUUUAGGGGGAGGAAGGGCAGCAAGGAUAGCUCGCCUUCAGCCCACGCCUCAGAGGAUUCUGGGAAAGGCUCCCCCUCCUCAGGUAGCGAGCGUCUCAACGGAAUAGGAAGCAGUAUGAGCAGCAGUGGUGGGAGCAGCACUGAGAGCGAGACCUACAAGUACAGUGCAGAUGUCAAGGUUAGCCUGGGCAUCCUGCGAGCCGCCAUGCAAGGUGAGAGGAAAUUUAUCUUUGCCAGCCUUCUCACUACCAGCAACCGGCAGCCCUUCCAGGAGGAGAUGAUCCAGCGCUACUUGGCCGAUGCAGAGGAGCGCUUUCGAGCUGAGCAAGAACAACAGCGUCGUGACGCAGAAAGGAAGGGCGUCACUAAUGGCAUCCAGCCAGCUAAGAAGGAGGUGGUUGGUGGUACGGAGCUGAGUUACCGGCCUUAUGAGGCCAAAGAAGAGCUGUCAGAAAACUCGUCACCUUCCUUCAACCAGCUCAAGCCCUCUCCUUUGAGCCCCUCUAUGUACUCUGGGGUAGUGCCCAUCCCCCGGCCCUCCUUCAUCGAUCAGCCUCCUGCUGCAGCACCUCUCACCCAGCACCUUCAUAUGCACGGCUACAUUGAUAAUCGGCGCCAGCUAGCUGGUGGCUCCCCUGUAACCUCCUACCCUGGCCUUCCCUCGUACGCCACCCUUCCCCGACACUGCCCCACAACGCAGGGUCCCUCCCACCCCCAGUACAAUAACUCACAAGGCCCCUCUUCCCUGAGUCCCUCUCGCCUCGCGCCCUCAUACCCGCCAGAGUUUGACCCUCCGGACUAUCCGGGGUCUGAACCUGCUGGUGGGAACUACACCAACGGCUUCCGGGACAUGCGCUCCAACCUAGACUCUCGGAGCGGACAGCCACCAGUCAGACACUACUCGCUGGGCAGUGCCGGUGGCUUGGCCAGCCUGCAGUCCAGUCGCUGUCGGACACCCAACUGCACCUACUACGGACACCCCGAGACGGGCAACUACUGCUCCUACUGCUACCGGGAAGAGCUGAAGAAGAGGGAGACAGAACCAGCCAUCCACAGGUUCUGAGUGGACCUUGCUAUGGUUCGAAUUCGAUGAGUGGCCUUUUCAGUUAAACAAAAUAUUGGUUGGGGCUGAUCAGCCUCUGAAUGGACAAGAGAAAGGAAGCCAGCUCCCUCCCUUUUUUUUUUAGCUGUGUCACUUCCUGUUGAACCAUGUCAGAAAGUGACAGAGUCAACACGACUACAGAAUAAACAGGGUGGUUUCUGACUGCUGGGGUCACGUGUUAGACCAUAGGAUGAACUAACUGCACUUCUGUUACAUUUUGCUGUGGCUCUUAUGCAGGCGUUGUGUAUGAGUGUGUGUGUUUGUGUGUGUUUGUGUGUGUGUGUGAGUUGCAGGCUCUCCUCCUUUAUCCAAGUUUAACGUCUUGCUAUCGUCUCCUCCUAGUGGAGAGAAUGUAUAUGGCAGGCGCCAUACGUAACACUCAUCAAUACACAAUACAAUACAUGCACGCAUAAACACUAAGUCAGACUCACACUUCUACAUGCACAGUGAUGCAAGCACAAACAAAAGGCAUGAGUGUUUCCACUCCAUUUGUAGAUUGUGAUAAUGUUUGGAUUGGUCAAUUAAGGGAUGUUUGAGCAUUUUGAAGUCACAUCCUGUUAGGGUGAUUUCAGUGUUACACAGAUUUUACACUACUGUUACUAGAUGCUUGCGUCAUAUGUACCUCGGGAAACAGCAGAAUUAAUCCUUGUCGAAUGGCUUUUUUGUUGGUCUCCAUUUGCAUAAUGCAAAUUGCAACUACCGUGCAAUGCUAAUGAUUAAGCGUUCUGUGGGCUGCUGUGGUGCUAAUGUUCCAGAAUGCAAACACGUAAAUGUACAUGCAUUUAACACUACUGCUCUGCACUGUCUCUCUAUCUUUCUGGCCAAACAAAUUCUUCAUUUUUGUCAAAUUCAUAACAUCUAUAAACUGGAUUUUGAGGAUGUCAACCCUUUGAAGAUUAAGAGCAAUUGGUCACAUUAUCGGCACUGCAGAACAAAGACGACAACAUCUGACUAUGUUAAGAUACUGUUCCCAGAGCCGGAUCCAGAGUAUUUCAUAUGUUUGUUGGAAUGUUUCUUUUUCUUAGUUUGGUCUUCCUCUUUCAACAAUAGAUGGUGUUGAGGCCUUUGAUUAUUGUGGCCAACCCAGACAUGCAAUACUACACACUACAAAGUCGAAAUGUCACAUCCAGCGCAGCAGAUUUUGGAGACGCCUGUCACAUGAGUGAUUUACCGUGUAAACAGUGUUGUUAAAACGCUGCAUAGCGCAUUUUUGAAGCUGAAAAAGUUCAUUGUUCUGUAGAACAAAUUAACAGAUUUGUCAUCACACAAGUGAUGAGAAGUCGUCCUAAAGCCGUGGGGAUAUCUUCAGUUGUGACAGUUUUCUCCAAUAUCUGUUUGCAUGAUACAAAGUGGCACAUCCGCUUUUAAUGGAUGCUGAUACUCGAAAAUGACAGUCGCAUUGCACUGACAAAUUCUGGGGACAAGUUGUGGUUCUGAAAAUCACUGUUUUGAAACAACAAACCCUCAGUGGUCUGAUGGUUUAGAAAAGCAAAACAUGUUUCAUAUUAUCUCAUGAUCACACAAAACAUGAACUAAGACAUUAAUCACAUUAGGUGUUCUGAAUAAUAGGACAUUUUAAUGCUUAUUGGUGUGGUCGUCCACUGCAAAUUUUAAAGUUCUACUGAAGGCGGUUUCUUAAUUUCUGGCAUUCGUCCCGCCAAAACGUAAUCUCUUUUUGCACAAAUUCAAGCACUUUCCUGAUGUCCGUAGAUACGAAACGUUUUGCUGUUUUUGAAGUGGCCUGACUGUUGUCCUUUGUUCAUCUCUGCAGACACUGCCACCUCUGUUCAUGGGAAACCAGGGGCACAGGCCAGAGGGUUUUCUCUAAAGGAUUCAGUUACUGUAGAGCUACAGCAUUUUGGUGCCAGUGUCACCAUCUCACUCAGUUUCCUAGUUGCCUUUUUCAGCAUCACAGUCCUGUGUGUCCAUUGCAGAAGAUGAACACCAACUUUGUACUGCUUCCUUCAUUGGCUGCAGUUGCCCACAAAUUUUACCUAUUAAUAUUAUUUGAAUUUGUGUGGAAGCUAUUGAAAUAAUACCAUUAUUUUUUCAGUUAGGCAUACUGUAUCAACUAGUUGAUACCAGCUGAUGUUCUGUUUGAGUUUACCUUGUUAUAAUUUCAAAUUUUAAGCUGUUUUAGUUGUAAAAAUGUCGAAAUGACUACUUUAAUGCUUAAGUUUGUUAUUAUUUCCCUUAUAAUAAGCCAUGGCAAGGAAUUUCUUUUCAGGUAGUGUGACGGUAGUUGCUCUACUCUUGUCGAUUUCAUCUGUUUUUUGGCAUUAAGUCUUUUAGAAAAGCACAAUUUAGUAUGCAAUUCACUGCCUUGCCCAGUUGAGGGCACCCUUGAUUUGUUUUUCUUUUUUGCUCAGUCUUUGGAACUUGCCCUUGUGCCCUACAUCCAAACUAUAGAUGAAAAUAACCAAAAUGUUGAGGGAAUAAUUUUCAGUAGUGCUAAUUUAACACUAUGUAACACUGUAUUACAGUAUUUUCCAAACAUUGCAGAUGCUUUUUGGGGGGGAGGGGGCUUUUUGCUGUGCAUUUAAAGUGACACUAAAGUUUUAAUGACAAUAAAACACUUAAAUCUUGCUAUUUCCCAAGAAAACAUUUGCUGUGUCUAUGUGUGUUGACAUGUGGUCAUGCACGAGCAUUUUGAUUCAGAUGAGAUCCAUCAAACGUACCCUUACUGUGGGAAGGUGAAGCCUGUUUUAAAAAUAUGUAUGUGUGCAUACUCUCUUUCCCUCCCUCCAAAGUAAUAAUUAGCUUACAAAACCAUUUCUUAUUUAAUUUUAUUUAAUUUUUAUUAAUUUUGUUUUUUUUUUCUUUUUUUUUUUUUUUGCAAUGAAGCGGAUGCCUCAGAAAAAAGUAAAACAUCAGACUUUACAGGCUACAAACUUUUUUGUAUUUAAGAUGAAAACAGUGAGAGGUUGUAUAAAUAUGUUCCACGUUAUUUUUGUAAGCCCAAAGUUUUACAGUGUUUUUAAAAUGGUAAGAAUGUAUAUUGUUGGACGAUAAGCUUGUCAGAGCCUGGGUUUGGGGUAGAAUUGUUGUUGACAUUUUGGCUGUUGAAGGCGAUUCCCGGACGGGCCUCUCGAUACUCGAGGCUCUCUCAUUGCAAACUAAUUUCCUCAAUGCUGACCUAACAAGAUACCAUUUGAAAAUAUAUAUUUAUAGUGAGAUUUUUUUAAUAGGUUUCCUUGUGGAAUGUUUAGUUGAGAUGAUUUAGGAUGUUCUUUCUCACAUGGCUAAUUGUCUAGCAGUCUGGCUUUUAUUUGUUUGUUGCUUUUUUGAUUUGUACAUUUUGUUUACUUUUUUCCUACACACACCAAUCCAUGCUAUGCUAAAAACAUGACAGUGACGUCCUUGUUGACCCAGCUCAUUUCCCCCAAACCAGAGGAGAAAUGGCUCAGAAUUUGUUUUGCAACACAACCGACCCAAUAUAUUUUUAUAUAUUGUACAACACUGUCAUUUCUGUGGGAACAGAAUAUUCAUCGUGAGUGACAUUAACAUGGAAUACUUCGAGUUGCAUGGGACUGGAACUGUUGCAUGUAAAUGGCAAUCCAUUUUACCAAAUUUGUGCAUUAUUUUAACUUGAUUUCAGCUGUCCUGGUAUUUUUGAUCUGUUUUUAUUUUUUAUCGUUUUAAUGUUUUGGUUCUUUUUUUUUUGAGAGGAGAGUCUCCUAAGGCUGUGUGACAGUGCAAUCUGGAUAGAGAGAACAUCAGAUUUUAUGUUAGGUUAUUAUUAUUAUUAUAAUUAUUAAUUUUUUUGCACCGU